Molecule: messenger RNA, 7383 nt
Organism: Lytechinus variegatus (green sea urchin)
Lineage: Eukaryota; Metazoa; Echinodermata; Echinoidea; Temnopleuroida; Toxopneustidae
Exons: 6
Coding region: 10-2439 (809 amino acids)
Biological process (GO): regulation of transcription by RNA polymerase II
Cellular component (GO): nucleus
Molecular function (GO): DNA binding
Source: RefSeq, a predicted model, not a curated record
CUCAUAUUUAUGAAAAUGGCCGUGCGUGAGAUACGUGAGAUAUGUGGCAACGAUCACUGCAAACAAGAAAGAAAACAGCUGCGAAAGGAGCUUGAACGGGGCAGGAAAAACCUUAUAUCAUAUAUCGGCCUUGAAUGUGUAAUUGAAAGUGUGUUUGGAUCAGAAUUUGUACAAAAAGUUUCUCCUUUCAAAGCUGCACAAGAUGGUAUCCACGGUCAUGAGCCAUGUGAUUGGCAGGGAGAGAAGGAGAACUGUGAAAUGUGUGCGGCAAGGCAGGAAAUUGUGCAGGAAUCAAUAGCACGCCAUGAGGCCUACAUAGACACUCUUGAAGAGACCAAAGACAGUUCAACGUCAAAACGUCAAGAAAGAGUUCUUAGAGCGCAGCAAUGGCUAGCAGACUCAGUAACAUCUGCUGUGCAGCUAGCAAAGAAAACAGAUCAACCUUUGGACCUGAGCAAGAACGGCCUUGAGGAUGAUUUGGACACUUCAGAGAAUGUUGUCGAGGAGGAGGAUGGUGAAGAUAAAGAUGAUGAAGGAUCGAUGCUAAAAGUGCCUGCCGUCAUGGUCCAAAGAUCUAAAACGAAGAGUACUCGCUCUUGCCGCAUCAACGGUUCAAGUACAUACACGCAAGAAGAUCUGAAGUUAGCUCUGAGAGAGGUCAAACUUGGUAAGAUCGGCACCCGGCGUGCAUCUGUCCUCUACGGUAUCCCACGAUCCACCAUCCGAAAUCAUCUGAACCGCAGCAAAGCCAACAAACAGGAGGAAGCCGAGGAGGUGGCCCACCCGACAGCUGUGGAGGAAGUGGAGAUGAAGAUCCCGAAAAGGUUGCCCUACAUCAGUGAUCCAGUCAACAACAAACGUGUGAAAGUAGAGAGAAACUUGAUCCCCGAACCAAACUUAGCAUUCCCUUUUACAGCCUUGUUCCAGCAGUACCAGCAGCAGGGUCUCAACUACGAGGACUGCUCAACGGACGAGGUUGUCGGCAAGCUCAGGAAUUUUCUGCAGGGCAGGUCAGCUGGGGGAAGCGGCAAGCUGCCAAAGUUGGCAGGGUUCGAUCACGGCCUUGACCAGGCUCUUGUGAGAGAGCUGGUGAUGACCUGCACCAAGGUCGGGUCUCUAGGAACUGAAGAGGAUAUGCAACGGAGAGAAAACUACGCCAGAGACCUCGGUCAAGACAAGCUACCCAACCAAGUGUUCCAGCACCUUAUAGGACAUCUUCUAGAGACGGAGAAGGUGCAUCUGUUGAGCGGGAAGAAGGACGUCCGGCAGCAUAUAGGUAUCGCAUCGGUCAUACGCCAGCCUUCUUCACCCAAGCAGGACCAAGACGUGAAGGUGCCUUGCUUUAAACCUGUAGUGUGUGAUAUUGGUGGAACCCAGGAGAUGGACAAGAUGCAGUACUGUGACAGCAGCAGCUCCAGUCAUAGCAGUCCCACAAAGUCCUUCUCACCCUCCAACAAUAACAACCAAGCCAGCCACUGUGCCUCCUAUGAUUCCAUGGUGCCUGCAUCCAGUAAACGGCCCAAGCGAGGGCGUUACAGAUGCUAUGACCGUGACAGUCUCAUCCAAGCUGUAAACGCAGUACAGCGUGGUGAGAUGAGUGUCACCAGAGCUGGGAAUGUUUAUGGUGUUCCUCAUUCAACUCUUGAGUACAAGGUCAAAGAGAGGCAUCUGAAGAGGAUGGCAAAGAAAGGGCAGCAGGUUCAGCAGCAACAGCAGCAACAGAAGACAUCAGCAGAGAAAGGGGAGAGCAGUAAAGCACCAAUCUUAGGGGUACCACCGGGUAUUCAUUUGCGUGAUGGCCCCAGUGUACCCUCAGCACUCGCCUCUGCUCGACCAUAUGAGAGCUUUGCGGAGAAGCUUAGAGCCAUGAGUGAGAAGCAAGCCCUGCAGAAUAGCUACUCCUACCUCAGGCAACAACUGGAAUCUCAACCUGCUCUUCUGGCAAGCCAUGGUAUCAGCCUGCCUGCAGGAGGCCUGUCUCUGUCUGAAGCUGACCGCUACCGCCUUGAGGAAGCCCAGUCUACACUUGCUGCACACACUCAACUCGCCCUCACCGAGCAAUGGGCCCAGUGGUUGCACAAGCCGGUGUUCUCUUCGCCUUUCUUCAACAUCUACACUCCUCCACCCGCUGCUCUGGGAAUCGACCCCACGGGGAUGUUCUACCGGAUGGAAGAUCCAAAGCAAGGCGGAAGCAACAGCAACAAAAAGCCUAGCGUAAGUGAUGCCAUCAAUCGCCUUGUGGAAGCCCAUCUCUACAGCUCACUCUACAACCCUCCCUUUGGUCCUGGUGGAUCUGACCAUGGCAUACACUCCUCGAUGACCGGCGAAUCGACCUCCAGCAAAGAGGCUGACCAAUCGGAUGACCAACGUUCCAAGCGAAGAGCUACCCCUGAGGACGGCGAAGACAGGCCUCAACCCAAAAAAGCCUUGAAAGCCUAGAUGCAAGUUGAUGAGUCACAUCACUCUUGUCUAUCACAUUUAUCACCAUACACCUUUCUGCUAACUAGUACAGAUUCUAGUCUAGUUUUCUAUUCAAAUGGAUGAAUGCCCAUCCAUGCUUUGUAUGUACCACAAUGGUGGUCAAAAAAUUGAAUAUAUCGGUAUUUAUUUAUUUAUUACUUUGGUGUGUUUCAGACAGUAUGGGUUCUCUCAGAUGGAAAGUGCAAAAUCCUACCUUUAUUUAUGUAGAUACAGGUAUCAACAAGUGCAGUCCAGGUAUAUCAAUAUUAUUUCCCGUUGGUCGGAAAAUGUGAGAUGAGUAUAUAUUUUUUCUUGAUGGGAAAAAAAAUCAUGUACUUUGUGCAAUUUGUUUGUGUAUAUGAUGCACUUCUCUGUAGCACAGGUUGAAUUUAUUUGUAUCCACUGUUUUUUGGUUAUAUCCGGCUGCUGUUGACAGUGUAGUAUGUAUAGUCUGUGCAUUAAUAGCUUAAGACCACUUUUACAUUGUAAAUAUGCUAUGUUUCUCACAAUAUUGAUCCUUUUUUGUAACGCUGUAAAUGGUUUCGAUCUUGAAGCUUUUUUUUCUUUUGAGCCAGUUAAACUGUACUUUUGGAUAUCAAUCAACUCAAUCACCUAUCCAUCAAUUCCUUCUAAAGAGAAUUGGUGUUUUUUUUCUAAAAUUUUCAGGUUAUCAUUUUUCUAUUGUGAUAUUUUAUUCAUAAGGAAGCAAGCAAUAUUUUAGUUUUGCUUCGCCUGUAGAGUUACGUCUGUCCUUUAAUCUUUGAUGCUGGGAAUUUCAUAUGAAAUAUGAUCAGAAAUAGAAAAGUUUUUCUGAAAAUUGUAUUCCAAUUCCAGAGAAGUGUGUCUGUUUUUUCCUGAUAAUGAACAAUUGAAUUGUUUGAAAAAAAUCAUUAAACUCCCUAAAUUGAAAAUGCAAUGAAAUAUGCUAUCACCAUUUAAAUCGGCAAUUAUGAAGUUUGUGAUAAUUAUUCAUUUCAAUUCAUUUUAUUAUUUUUCACUCCAUAUGAUUUACAUACGUCAGGGAAAAAUGGUUGCCUGUUUGAGAAUUGAAAGCUUAUUAACUUAGACCCUGAAAAGUCUAUAUGUGGCCUGUUAGAAAACUAACAUUUCAAAAAUAGCAUUGAUGGAGAUAUAUAAUUACUAGGACAUUCAUUAUUCUUUAUCUCCAGGCCAUUUUCUACUUCAGUGAUUUAAGUUAAUCAAUAAUAAGUCCACUAGAGUUUCAGUAUCUUAUUAAAGCCGAAACCUUGUGAACGUCUGAAGUACUCAUUAGGAACAUUGUGCAAUAUACCAUGAUUAUUUAUAUGUAUAAUUUGCCCUCUGGUUGAAAUUGGGAUUAGUCUUGCAGUCUUGCCCUAAGCCCACACAAAGUGUAAUAUUUAUGCUUCUAAGUUUUCAGUCUCAUUGGGAAAUUAUACUCACCAACCCAGUUUAUACUUGACUCUAUCUUGAUGGCCUGAAGUCAUAUUAUUUUGGUUAUUUUUACAUUUGGUAUGAUUUUUAAAUCGUUUUGCACGAUGCAUCACGGGUUAGAAUUAUUCUGUGCAAUUGUAUUAUAUUGUGUUUACAGCUCAUCAUCUUGUCUUUCUACCCCCGUGAUCAUGUCUCAAGAUACUCAUUUGCCAUGUGCAAUUUGUAUUUUAUCUACUGAUUUUGUUACUGAUGUGUUUCAUAUUUAAAGUUCCUUUUUAUGAUACACUCUAUAGUCUAAAUAUCUUGGUUAGAUGUUGGUUUUUGACUGUACCAACAUAUCCAAUCAUGUUUCGUGUAAUGGUGAAUCUUUUUUAAACUUAAAAAAAUGUAUAAUAUAUCCAUAAUCAUGGACGUGAACCCAGUCUUUAAUACAGGGUUUUAUGCACAUGUACAUGUAUGCUUCAGUUACUUUCGUUUGCUUUAAUUUUUGACUGGGGGACAUGUAUUUGCUUCUAUCUUGUCAUGGUCCAAGAAACUGCGCAUUAAGCAGCAGGUGAUGGGUUCAAAUCCCAUCCCACUAAUCCUGGUUUUUUAUAUUUUUACUUUUGGAUAAACCGAUCCAACACACUGGUAAAUGCAUCAUUUCACAUUGAAUUGAGUAUAUACAUGUUUAUUCAGCUUAAUGAAAAGAAUGUUGUCAAACCACUAUCUGAUAAAAAUCUUCGAUAAACUUACCCCAAUCUCUAGCCAAAACACAAGUUUUCAUGUGAACUAAGUCCCAUAUUUAGGUUUGGCGACAUUUCCAAAACUGAAGAUUUGUUUGUUUUAAAAUGGUAAAACAUGAUCGAUAAGUACCGGUAGUAGACUUUGCAAUUGUCUCUUAAAGUGACCACACACCUUAUUAUUGGUCUGCAACCCAAUUUUGAAAUGAAAUGUACAUUUUGAUAUGAACAUUGAUACUUUGAUCUUAACUUGGCCAAAUUCUAGAUUAUCAUAAGAGUAUUUCAGGUCAUAUUUAUGACAAUUAACUACUCUUUUUAUAAGAAUAAAAAGAAGUUUGAUAUACAUGUACAACAUGUGUAAUGAUAACAAUGUCAGCAAUCAUCUAAUUGGUUACAUUUUAAACCAGUUUGGACUGAAUAAUAAUAUAUACUGAAUAAUGAUAUAUAUGAUAUAUAUAGCGCCUUUUCCAUUUUGAUUAAAUGCUCAAGGCGCUGAACUCCAAGUAAAAGUCACUUUACCCAAAAUAUCAAUAUUAAUGCAUUCUCAGUCAUUUUGUGCCUCAAAAAGGAAGAUUAUAUUUGAUUAUUUUUAUGGGGAAUAGGUAAUGUGAGAUUUCUUCCAAAAUUGUAUCACAGCUCAGUCGUAAGGUGUGUGUUUGACCUUUAGACUUACAUUCCAUUGCAAAUUGUUUCUUUGCUUGUGAAAACUGACCGUUUGACCGCUCUCCCUUUUCUUCUCUAAAAGUUCAGGAGGAAAUCAAAUCUCUCCAGGGUUGAUUACUCUCUGACUCUUAAUCUUUAUUCUUGAAUACAAAUGCUUGAUGAAUUUUAAAGAUCAUAUUUUACAUAUAUUCCUUUUCAUAAAGAGGUAUUCAGUGUAUUUCCGCCUUUACAUUUGUUUCUCAAAAAUAUCACAAGGAAGUGAACUGUAUCUUAAUUUAUAUAGCAGACAUUGUUUGUGUGAGAAUUGUCAUUAUUAGUAGUAUAAUUGUGUUGUGCAUUACUAUUUCCUUGUCUUAGUGAAACUCUUUGAAGUGUUUUGACUUUUGUUCAUCAUGUGCAAUGUUUUUUUUUUCACAAACAACUCGUGCAAUCCAUGUGCUUACUCUUGCGAUUGUAUUGCUACAUUGAUAUUCACAUGGACUAUUUAUAAUCAUUUUCACUUUUAUGAUAACCUCAAUCCUGUGUUUUUUUUUAAUGAAAAAUGUGAUUUGCUGUUGAGCCUGUAUUGACUUUAAAAAGUAACCUAUUGUCUGUCGUAAUCUCUGACGUAAGACAUUAAUGGAAGUUUCUCUUUCAAUCAAUUUUCUCUUGGUAAUGACCUAUCUGUAAUUUCACCUUUCUCUCUUUGUUUUCUUUCCUUCUCUCUCUGCACACUUUCUCCUGGAAGAGACCAUCAUUGCAUUCAAUAUUUUAAGAAUUCAUUCACAAAGGAAAUCAAUAUCCAGAAAAUAUCUCAUGAUGGAGUAUGCAUUGAUAAAAAGAUAACAUUUCUUUCUGGUUAAGAAUGUGAAUGAUGGAGGGAGGUGCAUCAUAGUGAUUUUGAAUGACCGUCUCGAAUGCACCGUUACUGGUGCUUGCUGUAAAGCAAUGUUAUUGCCAAAAUGAUAAUAAGUCGACGCCAUUCUUCCUAAGUGGAUGGGCACUGCACACAUGUAGUCACAUGUGGGACUAUGCCAAAUUAUCAGCUCAACAAUUUCAGCUGUCAACUGUUAUAUGUUCAUUAUAAGGGCAUUCAAAGAGUAACCAUUUGCAGGGAACCGUUUUUAUUGUGACAUCCUUCUAAAAAUCAUGGAAAGAACUGUAUAAAAACUCAAAAUGAUUAUUUAAAUACUUUUCAACUACUUCUGUAAAUUCUGUUUAUCUUCAAGUUGAUACUGACAUAUGUGUAUAACAUGUAUGUGAUCUCAUGAGGAAGAACAUGUGAAACUGGAAAGGAAGAAAAUCAAUUUACCUUUACAUAUGGAGACUAAACUCAAUUCUUUUUUUUUAUAGUUAAAAAGGCAACUGGUUAUUUUAAAUGCAAGAAAAGUUGGAUUUGAACUGCAGGCCCCGUAGCAUAAUUCUUAACAAUUGAUUCCAAGGGGGUGUUUCCCAAAGAUUUAAGUAUGACUUAGAGUCACACUUAAAUACUGCAUUGCGUACGGUAUGAAAGGCUUGACCGCAUUGGUCAGAUCGUGUCAUGAGGACGCGCACUAAUGCGUAUCUAUCAAUAAGAUCGCGCGUUGCAUAUUAUGUACGCGUCGGCAUUUAAGUGCGACUUAAGUCAUGCUUAAAUCUUUGUGAAACACCCCCUGGUCUGAUUUCUAUGAUUGAUUGCAUAGCAUGGUGUUUAUGAUCAAUCGUAAAUAUCGGCCUACAAUCAAUCGCAGAGAUUUAUUAUAAGGGGCCUUUCUCAUUUUGUAUUAUUUGUACAGGUGCACAGAUAGGCAAAUCUUAAACCAACUCACCGUAGUAAUCGUGGGUAUGCUAUUCAUAAGACGCAUUCUUAUUUACAGUUAGAAAUAAAGUGAACCAACUCAAUCGUAGUAAUCGUGGGUAGAUUAUUCAUAGGACGCAUUCUUACUUACAGGUAGAAAUGAAAUGUGAUUUUGUUAAGGUCGAAAAAUUGUGCUUGCAUUUUGAAAAACGUCUAGUGUGAAUGAAUUUAUUACAAUGUUUCAUAUAUUGUGAAAUGGACUGCUGGAUUAUGAUUGAUGAAAUGUACAAUGAAUGGAAUGUGCCUCAUAAUUGUAUAGAUAUAUUGAUUAGAAAAUGAAAUCACUAUCUCGGUGGAUCGACGAUGAUU